AUGAACGUCGGAAGUAAUCGAUUGAAUCUUGCUGGUGCUAGCAGCAGUGAUGCUUCAUCAGACAAUACUCUUCCUCCACAGUAUAAAGUACUCACCUUAUCGUUUAAUCAAGAUUGCACAUUGUUGGCGACGGGUACACCAACUACUUAUUCUUUAUUUACCAUUUCUCAAGAUAAUAAAAUUGGUGAAAUUCAUAAUUGUGGUAAGAAUAAGAAAAUUGGUUGGUUUCGCUAG
Molecule: messenger RNA, 234 nt
Organism: Rotaria socialis
Lineage: Eukaryota; Metazoa; Rotifera; Eurotatoria; Philodinida; Philodinidae
Source: the annotation of a GenBank genome assembly